UUCCUGCACCAGAGCAACAUCAGCUAAGCAAUACUGUGCAUGCAGUCUGUAUGGAAAUGAGAUCAGUGAUGUUUUGGUCUCUUCUGCUGCGUGCCAUCUGUCCCUUUGUCCUGCUGUCCUCUGCUGUCCAGGGAUCCGGACCAGAUGAAACAAGACUCUUGAAAGUUACGAUUCCUGACAGUCCGCCUGCAUCUGCCAUUUUGGGAGGCUCCCUAACUCUGCCAUGCUUCUUUACCAUGUCAAUGCCUUCCCCAACUCUGUCCUCGCUGGGUCGGCUUGCAGUGCACAGUAUACCACGAAUAAAGUGGAGCAUGCUGUACUCUGGCCGAGAGACUGAGAUCCUGGUGGCCAGAGGGGACAGGGUGAAGAUCAGUGAGGCUUACAAAGGUCGGGCCUCCCUGCCAAACUACGUUUCCUCCCCGGCUGAUCUAACUCUCCAGCUAGAUGACCUAAAGCGCAACGAUACUGGGUUCUACCGCUGCGAAGUCCAGCAUGGACUGGAAGAUGCUCAUGACCUGGCUCAGAUCAAAGUGAAAGGUGUGGUGUUUCAUUAUCGGCAUGCCUCCAGUCGCUAUGCGUUCUCAUUCGAGGACGCUCAGGAUGCGUGUGAAGACAUCGGGGCUCAGAUUGCCACUCCAGAUCAGCUCUUGGCUGCGUACCACAGCGGCUAUGAGCAGUGUGACGCUGGCUGGUUAGCAGAUGGUACUGUCAGAUAUCCCAUCCAAUUGCCUCGUGAGGGCUGUUUUGGAGACAUGGAUAACAUGCCAGGGGUUCGUAAUUACGGGAAUCUGGAACCUGAUGAGCUUUAUGAUGUUUAUUGCUACAUAGAGAACAUCCACGGUGAGGUGUUCCAUGGGACCAGCUCGGAGCGUUUCACUCUAGCUGAAGCUAAAGCGUACUGUGAGCAGCAGGGUGCAGAACUAGCCACUACUGGCCAGCUGUAUGCUGCUUGGAAUGAUGGUCUGAACCACUGCAGCCCAGGCUGGCUAGCUGAUGGCAGUGUACGCUAUCCUAUCGUAACUCCACGAGAGCGUUGCGGAGGGCCUGAACCUGGGGUCAAGACGGUCUAUCGCUACAGCAAUCAGACGGGUUUUCCUGACCCUCAAACCCGCUACGAUGUCUACUGUUUCAAAGAUAACGUUGAUUCCCAAACAGUCUCCUCCUUGGAGUAUUUGUCCACAGAGCCAGAGGACAUCGGCCAGGACAUUGUGACCCUAACUGACCCCCAGGAGGAAUUCAGUCUGAGUCAUGUGACGCAGCACACCGAGAAUGAGGCACAAGGAGCCGUUGAGACCUUUUCAGUUACCAGUAAACACCCUCAAGUGAAAACAAAAUUUACACCGUCUCCAUCUGAUAACGCUUCCAGCAGUGAUGUUCUCACCACUACAGAGAUGUAUGGAGAGUCAACUAACUCAACUCAAAGCUCCGAGCAAGAAGUACAGACCAAUCUGACUGUCUUUGAAGCAAUACCAGAGUUACAUCUAGAGCCCAGUCGUAAUCAGCCAUUACCAGAAGAACAUCAAGAGACGGAGAAUAGCACAGAGGAAUACAAGGUGGAUUAUGAGAAUCAUAAACACUAUCUGCCAAUGCCAGACACCACCCUGGAACCAGAAGAGAAAGCAGAAUACACAACUUACACUGAAAGCAAAUCAAACACUACAGCUGAAGACCUGGAGAAACUGUAUGUAAUGCAAGAGACUGGAGGACCUAAACACUUCCAGCCUGUGCCUGUCACUGACCUCGAUGAUCAGACUGAAAGCCAUGAGGAUGAACAUGUUACUGAUGUAGAAGGUCUUGCAGCAAACACCUCUGUUUCAGUGGGAUCAGAUCUGGACCACACACACACAACCCAGCCCAUCUCUUCAGGUACCACAGAGGGCUUAGACGGGGACAUGUCUACAGUAUCUACAGAGAAGAUGGGACACCUUGUCACCCAGUAUCAGGAAGAUUUAGAUGAACCUUCAUCAGUUGAAACUACCACAGAAAGUGCUCUGUUGACAAAUCUGAGUCAGUCCACAGCAAGUUUUGAGCCAAGUCAUGCAACAGACACUUUUAAGACUGUAGCUCACAUGGAGCAGGAAACAGACACUACUUCAGCUGAAUCAUUAACAGUUACUCUCACUUCUACUCAUAAUAAAAGUGAUCUUAAUUUAGAAGUAACUGUAACCCCUACACAUGAGGAGGAAAAAGAAGCAGAAUUCACUGAUGCUUCUGGGGAUGGUUACGACAUCCUGCUACUGACCUUGCCGACUGCACCGGGGCCACACAUGUUGGACUCAUCUUUUCCUCCAAAGAAGAUGGAAAUAGAGGCUAGCGUCUCUCAGGAAUCGAAGACCUCUGUUCCAGAGAGUAGCACUCCAUCUGGUUUCAGCGUUGUACAGGAGGAAGUGAUGCAGGUUGUGCAUAAAGAGGUAGGAGAAGAGCCUGUUAUUUAUAUCACAGAAACUCCACCAGCUAAAACUACCACACCAGCAAGGCAAGAGGACAGCAGCUCUGAAGAUGACUUAUCUGGAAAAGAAGAGUCUUUUGGAGGAGUAUCUUCAGUCACAGAUCACCCAGACCUCCCCUAUUCCAGUGUCAACCCUUCUCUAACCUUUACAUCUACGGACAGAUUGCAGCCGAACACUACAGAUGUUAAUGAGUUUAAUGAGAGUGAACUUAACACUGAUCAUUUUGCCGUGGGGGUCACAAUGAUUCAAGGUAUGACCGUAACACACAGCUGGAACACUCCAAACCCUGCAACCCCACCACAGGAAUUCAGGGCAGAUGUGGAGUUCAGUGGUGACGACUCACUUAUCACAGACAGCCCUGUCCCCACAACACACUCCGCGUCACACUCCACAGCAGUUCCCACCACUGAAAAUCCUGAAGAGGAUAAAACUCCAACCCCCUUUAUGGUAACAGAUGAUGUGGAACAUGACUAUAAUGACCUGACGACCAUUGAAAUCUCUAGUAACAGACAGGAGGAGGAUGAGAGCCUGCUGAUCGGUACAAGCAUCUUAGAUGGCUGUGUGGAGAACCCAUGUGCCAACGGAGGCACUUGUGUGGACAACAGCUCUGGCAUCCGUUGCUUGUGUUUGCCAACCUAUGGGGGAAAAUUCUGCCAAACAGAUCUAGAGCAGUGUGAACCAGGCUGGGAAAAGUUCCAGGGCAACUGUUAUAAGCAUUUUCCGAAGCGCCAGAGCUGGGAGGUUGCAGAGCAGCACUGUCGAAUGUAUGGGGGGCAUCUGAUCUCUGUCAUGUCCCCUGAGGAGCAACACUUCAUCAAUGAUAAGUACAGGGAGUACCAGUGGACUGGUCUCAACGACAGGACCAUUGAGGGUGACUUCCGCUGGUCUGACGGAAACCCACUGCUGUAUGACAACUGGUAUCAUGGCCAGCCUGAUAGCUAUUUCCUGUCAGGAGAGAACUGUGUGGUAAUGGUAUGGCAUGAUGAGGGGCACUGGAGUGAUGUGCCCUGUAACUACCAUCUAUCCUACACCUGUAAAAAGGGCAUCACAUUUUGUGGCCCGCCCCCUCUGGUCCUCAACGCUAAGCAGUUUGGUCAGCAGCGGCAGCGAUUUGCAACCAAUUCUCAAGUCCGUUACUACUGUCAGAAGGGUUUCAUCCAGAGACACAACCCCAUCAUUACAUGCCAAAGCAAUGGACAGUGGAUGAGGCCACGGAUCACCUGUACACCUUAUCCAGAUGAGGUAGAUGAACAACAAAUCACUCUGCCCACUGAGAAGAUCCAGGACGUGUUAGUAAAAGACGCACCCACUAAAAAUACCACGUCAAAGUGGUGGAGCGUUUAAACCAGCCAGUGCUUCUUUUUUAUUCUGUUUUAUUACCUUUCAUUUAAGAUAUUUUCCUUUCUCAAUAAACUUCCAGUGUUUUAGACAAAAACAACUUUGCACUUUACAUUUGCAACCCUGUCAUCAGUUCACUUCAGACAUGUUCUGUUUUUCUUAGAAUGCGACACUGAAUUACCGGUUCUGUAAUUCUAAGACACACAAAAAUGCAACUCUUGUUUGUUAGUAGGUAAACGCAGAUUUAGAUAGUUUAUAUUUUAUUAAAGUACAACUGAAAUAGCAAAAUAAUGACACAAAUUCUGUUACACUCGGUCUAAAUAAACCUGAUACCACU
Trichomycterus rosablanca is the source of this 4125-nucleotide messenger RNA. It is a transcript of the gene bcan, whose product is annotated as brevican. Gene Ontology annotation, biological process: positive regulation of neuroblast proliferation; cell adhesion; central nervous system development. The record is from RefSeq and is a predicted model, not a curated record. Gene Ontology annotation, cellular component: synapse; perineuronal net. The transcript has 14 exons. The coding region runs from base 51 to 3794 and encodes 1247 amino acids. Lineage: Eukaryota; Metazoa; Chordata; Actinopteri; Siluriformes; Trichomycteridae. Gene Ontology annotation, molecular function: hyaluronic acid binding.